Molecule: messenger RNA, 165 nt
Organism: Tetrahymena thermophila SB210
Lineage: Eukaryota; Ciliophora; Oligohymenophorea; Hymenostomatida; Tetrahymenidae
Exons: 2
Coding region: 1-165 (54 amino acids)
Source: RefSeq, a predicted model, not a curated record
AUGAAAAAGCCUCUAAUUUAUUUGAUAAUACUUUGUUUCCUAUCUUUUAAAGCUGAUUGUAGAGAGCUUGUAUCCUACAACAAAGCGCUAAUAUUAAAGAAGAAAAAGAAAAGGAGAUUAAGACGCAAGUUGAGAGUGAUUGAGUUGCAUGACAGAGAUCAUUGA